This is a messenger RNA of Zymoseptoria tritici IPO323, 351 nucleotides long. RefSeq lists its product as uncharacterized. Gene Ontology annotation, biological process: response to hydrogen peroxide; response to salt stress; response to heat. The annotation marks the transcript as partial. The transcript has a single exon. The record is from RefSeq and is a predicted model, not a curated record. NCBI's taxonomy places the organism in Eukaryota, Fungi, Ascomycota, Dothideomycetes, Mycosphaerellales, Mycosphaerellaceae.
UUCAAGCCCGAAGUAGACGUCUUCGACACGGCCGAGUCUUUCGUCAUCCAUAUCUCCCUCGCAGGAGCAAAGAAAGAGGACGUCGGCGUCAGUUGGGAUGCGGAGAAGUCGGAGUUGAGUAUCGCUGGUGUCAUUCAUCGACCUGGAGAUGAGGAGUUCUUGAAGACCCUGGCGUUGGACGAGAGGAAAGUUGGAGUAUUCGAGAGAAAGGUUCGCCUGGGCAGCAGGGCGAAUCCUGCGCAGGUCGAUUCGGAUGGCAUCUCGGCGAGGAUGGAAGAUGGUGUGCUGAGGGUUGAGGUGCCGAAGCUUGACGCAGGAUACGUCGAGAUCAAGAAGGUCGACAUUGAAUAG